Molecule: messenger RNA, 362 nt
Organism: Eufriesea mexicana
Lineage: Eukaryota; Metazoa; Arthropoda; Insecta; Hymenoptera; Apidae
Gene: SIFa
Product: neuropeptide SIFamide
Exons: 3
Coding region: 56-277 (73 amino acids)
Source: RefSeq, a predicted model, not a curated record
UCCUUUGGAGAAGACAUCUUCCAACUCAAGCACCUCGCAAACCAAAACCUCCAAAAUGGUCUCCACUCGUCUCGUCCUCGCCAUCGUUGCUGUCCUCUUCGUCCUCGCCAUCAGCGUGGACGCCGCCUACAGGAAGCCUCCUUUCAACGGAAGCAUCUUCGGCAAGAGAUCCAGCACCAUCACCGAUUACGAGAUCACCAGCCGGGCUAUGUCGUCUGUCUGCGAAUCUGUCAGCGAAACCUGCAACGCCUGGCUCUCCCGCCAGGACUCGAUCUGAAGAGUCCUAGCUGCCCAGGAUUCGGUUGGAUGCGUCGAAUGCUAAUGUCUACAGCUUUAUUAACUUAUCAGCGUGCAACAGCGAA